CUAUUGAAACGGCGCUAUUUGGCCUUCUGGUAUCCCCCACCGAUAGAUCAGGCCUCUGGUCAGCGGUCUGCCGUUGCUCCCAACGCUCCUGUGCGUCUUCCUCCGUUAGUAGCCAUCUCACUUUGCGUGGUCUCUGUCCUCACUCCAAUGCUCUUCGUUUACCCUGCUAAUCUUCUACGCACGCGCUUCCAGAUUAUAAUUCAUGUGUACCUCAAGGAUGUCACCGAGAAACCUGUGCCUUAUCUAUCAUUCGAGCCCGCAAGACUUUCUGGUAUUUCGAUGGCACAUGCGAAAUUAUAA
This is a messenger RNA of Protopolystoma xenopodis, 300 nucleotides long. Lineage: Eukaryota; Metazoa; Platyhelminthes; Monogenea; Polystomatidea; Polystomatidae. The record is from the annotation of a GenBank genome assembly.